Molecule: messenger RNA, 795 nt
Organism: Talaromyces proteolyticus
Lineage: Eukaryota; Fungi; Ascomycota; Eurotiomycetes; Eurotiales; Trichocomaceae
Product: sterol desaturase
Exons: 1
Coding region: 1-795 (264 amino acids)
Biological process (GO): ergosterol biosynthetic process
Molecular function (GO): C-4 methylsterol oxidase activity; iron ion binding
Source: RefSeq, a predicted model, not a curated record
AUGGUUUCAACAGGCUUAGGUCUUGUUCAAAAACCCAUCUCUUCCCUCUCGACGCAAUGGGCAUAUAUCGCCGACACCUACUCUCCAGAGACCAUUGAAUUUGUCGGUACAUUUUCCACACAUUUCGUCGCAUACUGGCUAGUCUCCCUGGUCUUCACAAUCACCGACCUCAUUCCAGCAGCUCAAAAAUACAAAUUGCAAUCCCUUUCCAAACAACCGUCUGGGAAAGUCCUCAUAAAAUGCUUUUUCGGUGCGCUAGGGAACCAGAUUCUCACAUCAACGCUUCACUUUCUGCAACUCUUUGUUCUCAGGCGCCUCUUGCAUAUCAGAGCCGUAUAUAGGAUUGAAUCUUACCUCCCAUCCGUCCCGGAAAUUCUCGCCUCCACCUUCUUUUGUGCGCUUGGAAGAGAAAUAGUAUUUUAUUAUGGCCACCGGCUACUUCAUCACCGGCUUAUUUUCCGGUACUUCCACAAACAACACCAUCAAUUCACUACACCUGUCGCCCUGGCGAGCGAAUACUGUCAUCCAGUUGAGCAUAUAAUGUCUAACAUCCUUCCCAUAAUCAUUCCGCCAACACUAUUACGCGUGCACAUCGUGACAUUCUGGCUCUUUAUUACUGGAGCUAUAAUGCAAGCCUCCAUUGCGCAUAGUGGAUACGACCUGGGGAGUAUCUUUGGGUGGAAGCCCGAGAUACAUGAUUACCAUCAUUCAAUGUUUAACGUCAAUUAUGGGCUUCUGGGUCUGAUGGAUAGCUUGCAUGGCACAAGAUAUACGGGCAAGCAGAAGCAGUCUUAG